Messenger RNA from Miniopterus natalensis, 2021 nucleotides. RefSeq names its product RNA exonuclease 4 (gene REXO4). The record is from RefSeq and is a predicted model, not a curated record. Gene Ontology annotation, molecular function: 3'-5' exonuclease activity; nucleic acid binding. Gene Ontology annotation, cellular component: nucleus. NCBI's taxonomy places the organism in Eukaryota, Metazoa, Chordata, Mammalia, Chiroptera, Miniopteridae. Gene Ontology annotation, biological process: DNA catabolic process; rRNA processing.
UGCCGGGAUGGUGAAGGCGAAGGGACUGACCCCCAGGCGGGCCCCGGACGCCCCCGCGGCUGAGCCAGGGCUUGUCAGGAAGCUAACACGAAAGAAGAAGAAAAAGAAAAGGUUCUGGAAAAACAAAGCGCGAGAAGUAAGCAAGAAACCGGGAAGCGACCCCAAAGUUGUGCUGCGACCUCCGAAGGCCCCGGCGAACUUCUCCCAGAACUGGAAGGCGCUGCAGGAGGUGCUGAAACAAAAAUCACAGACCCCGGAAAAGCCUCUUGUUAUCUCUCAGAUGGAUUCCAAAAAGCAGCCCAAAAUUAUCCAACAGAACAGAGAGGCAAAGAGAGGAUCUCUGUCAAACAGAAAGGUGCCAGCACCUCCCACAAAGGCCAGUGGAGCAGAGCACAGUGAGAAAGGAACCAAGAAAAAGACAAAUGGUGACAUUUCCCCAAAACAAGGGGACAUCAAACAUAAGAAACGGAAAGCUAAGGAGGUGACUGCAGCCUUGACUCCAGCCCUGCCCACCGAACAAGACAUCUGGUUCGAUGAUGUUGAUCCGGUGGAUAUCGAAGCGGCCAUAGGCCCAGAGGCAGCCAAGAUAGCGAGGAAACAGCUGGGUGAGAAGGAGAAUGGUGUGGCGCUGGUGAAGGAACAGGCCUUCAGCGGCCUGACAAAAGCCUUAGCCAUGGACUGUGAGAUGGUGGGCGUGGGCCCCACGGGGGAGGAGAGCCUUGCCGCCCGCGUGUCCAUUGUGAACCAGUAUGGGAAGUGUGUCUAUGACAAGUAUGUCAAGCCAACCCAGCCGGUAACUGACUACAGGACGGUGGUCAGCGGGAUCCGGCCGGAGCACCUCAAGCAGGGAGAAGAAUUUGAAGUUGUUCAGAAGGAAGUGGCAGAGAUGCUGAAGGGCCGGAUUCUCGUGGGACACGCGCUGCAUAACGACUUAAAGGUACUUUUUCUUGAUCACCCAAAAAAGAGGAUUCGGGACACACAGAAAUACAAGCCUUUCAAGAGUCAGGUGAAGAGUGGAAGACCGUCCCUGAAGCUGCUGGCAGAGAGAAUCCUAGGGAUCCAGGUGCAGCACGCAGAGCACUGCUCGAUUCAGGAUGCCCAGGUAGCAAUGAGACUCUACGUCACGGUGAAGAAGGAAUGGGAACGCACGGUCCAGGACAGGCGCCCCGCGGCCACCGUUCCAGACGUCGGCAGGGACAACAUGUAAUGGGAGCCACCGCCCCACAGCAGCAUCUCUGUCCAUAGGCACUCAUGACCAAAUGACAGGACAGAUCAAGUCUCCUCACAGUGGUGACAAAAUCGUGGCAGCAGGGGAUGGGGCAAACAUGCUGCCGGGAACAACCUCUUCCCUCUGAUUUCUCCAUCUAAGACCUGGUCGUGCCCUGGGGGACAUGCUGCAUGGUCAGCAGCAUUUGUCCUGGGUACAGCAAGCAGGUGGCGGUGGGGACCCAUGUGUAAGCACCUGGCCAAGCCCCAGAGUCAGGACAUCAGGACAGGAGUUGGGGCUGUGCCUACACCCUCCUGUCCCCACCCAUGUGGCAGCCCGCUUGCUGGGUUUCGCUGCAUCCCAAGGCAGGAAGUACCCAGUGUUCACUGGUGAUGUGAAGAUCUCUGCCAGACUCGAGGAGCCCAGACCGGUGUCUGCAGCCAGCUCAGCCACAGCCUCACUGAGGAGUUUUCUGUGGCCUACUUUGGAUUUGGAGACUUCUGAUGGUGUCCUUCUCUCCCCACCCCCCACUUGCCACCAAAUUUAAACUCGAGGUCAUAGCCGCAUUGUGGCCCCUGAGCAUGGUGAUAAGUUAUUGAAGUGCCUCUCCCAUGCUGGGACCGACAUGCUGGCCUCGGGCGACUGGAGCUAGAAAAGUGGGUUCCCAUGGGUAGCCUGGCCCAGGAUCUCUGAGAACAAGAGUGGGGAGCAGCCAGGUGCCCGAAGCCCAAGGCUUUCUUGCACUUCCUGACAGGUACAAAAAGGUCCAAACUCACCAAGGAAAUGAUCGGACAUAAAUGAGGUUUUUACUUGA